Molecule: messenger RNA, 2818 nt
Organism: Paramecium pentaurelia
Lineage: Eukaryota; Ciliophora; Oligohymenophorea; Peniculida; Parameciidae
Source: the annotation of a GenBank genome assembly
AUGAAUCAUAGAUACAUUUUCCUUAUUCAAAUUAUUUAACAAAUCUGGUGGAUAAUUGAAAUGGUAUUGAUAUAAAAGUAGACAAAUUAUACAUAUUAUUUGUUGUGUUCGUUAUGCAUAACAACAAGACUAUUUGCAUCUAUUAUAUAUCUAAAAAAGAAUUGGUAACAUGAUAGAUUUACUCUCAUAGCUACAUUGGCUAAUAAUAUAUGCUAUACUGAGGUCAAUAUUAACUUUGCAAGUAAAAUAUUAUAUUUAAAUCAUAUCAAUGCUUUAAUAAUCCUUUUAAAUUAUAUGGAAGCAUAAAUACUAAUAAAAAAUUAAUCUUUAGAUAUACUAUCAAAAUUUGCAUUUCCAACCUAUAUCUUAAUGAGAUUGAUCUCACUUAUAUUCAUAGAAUUUGAUAUUUAACGAUGUGAGGCAUCCUCUUUAAUGGUUUUAAUUUUAUUAGUUUAUUUUUCUAAUUAGAAUGUUUCAGGAAGCUCAACUCAAUCUAAUCCAAAAAUGGAUCAAUCCUUAUAAAAUUGUUCUAGUUCCUUAUAAUAAUCUUAAUUUAAAUAAGAAAAGAAUCUCAGUAUAAAUUCGAAUAAACUUAUUCUUAAUCCAGAUAAAAAUUCUUAUCCUAGACAUAGUGUUUAAAUAAACAUAAAAGAUUCUUACAGAGAAGAAAGUGCUCCAAUACCUACUUUUCAUUCUAAACUUAAACCAGGAUAUAAAAGCUAAUAUUCUCAUUUAAUAGUAGAUAGGAAUGACUUUUAAUUAUAAAAUUUCUAUUAAAAUCUUGUUAAUGUUUUACCAGAAGGAGUUUUGAUGUUAAAUAAAUACUAGUAAGUUUAAUUCAUUAGUUCAAAAUGUGAAAAACUUUUAGAAUGUGAAGGAAAAGAUAGAGUGGUCGAAUAUAUCAAAAAAUGUUUGUCUAAUUGUGAUUUACCUGAUGAAGUUUAAUCUAUAACUAGAAAUAAAAAUAAAUUGACUUAAAAAGUUUUAGAAGAAAUUAUCAGAAUUUACAAAUAAAGUUAUCAAGAAUUAGACAUUUUUGAUGUUUUAUUAAAUCCCAAUAAAUAUAUAAAAGCAUUAUUUUCAGGAUAAAAUGGAUCAUUUGAACAAGAUAGAAGUAGUUCUGGGUCUAUUUAUUAUUCUGAUCCUUCUACAUUAUAAGAACAUACUUAUUUCUUUGAAGGUUCAAUUAAUAAAGAAAGAUGUGAAGAUUCCAAAAAACUCAAAUUUAUUUUAGUGUAAACAUAAAUGACAUUAAGUUAAUAAGAAGCAAUCUCAUAAAAUGGAUUGAGUAAUUCAAAAAAAUAAAAUUCUAAUGAUUUUCCUUAACCAAUACUUCUUAUUUUAAUUAAAAAUACAACUCAUAAAAAUAGAGUCAAAUAAUUAAAAAAAGAAAGACUUAUUAAUAAUUCACUUCUAAAAUCAUUUUCACAUGAAUUAAGAACUCCUUUAAAUAGUUGUUAACAUAUGCUUAAUAUAAUUAAAGAAAUUACAAAAGAUGAAAUUACACAUCAAUAUUUAAACACUGCAUAAAGCUCAAUUAAAUUAUUAAAUUAUUAAAUUAAUGAUAUUUUAGAUUUUGCUGCCAUAUAAUCAAAAACUUUCUCUUAACAUAUAACUUCAUUUUGUAUAACAGAUCUCAUUUAAGAGAUUCAUGAAUUGUAUGAUUAAUAAGUAAAUUAUAAAAAUAUCGAACUAGAUAUCUAAUAUGAUUAAUCUUUAUAAAAUUAAAUAUUUAUCAAUGAUAAAUAAAGAAUUAUGUAAGUUUUAGUUAAUCUAUUAAAUAAUUCAUGUAAAUUUACUAAGCCUGCUGGAGAAAUUAAUAUAUCAUUUAAACAAAUGAAAUGCAAUUUGAUAUAAGUUAUUGUUAGAGAUGAUGGAAUUGGAAUUUAAUCAAAUAAACUUGAAUAAAUUAGAAAAUCCUUUUGUAAACCUUCAUGUAAAAUAUCUUAUGAUGCUGGUCUUGGAUUUGGUCUAAAAAUAUCUGGUAAAAUAGUCAAAAGAUUAAACUAAAAUAAAACAUAUUUAGAUAUCAAUUCUAGUCUUAAUAAUGGAACCCAAGUUAUUUUUCUAUUUUAAAACUAAGAAUUUAUAAAUUAAGAUUUCUUGAUAUCUCCAUAAUAAAGUAACAUAACUGGAAGAUUUGAAGUUUAAUCUCCAGCUUCGUCUCAUAUUAUUCAAAAAUCAGAAUUAUCAUAAACUUUAAUGAAAGGACUCUAAUAAAAAUUUGAUAUGCCAUUAAAUGAAUCAACCAUACUAAAAGAGCAUAUAGAUAGUCCCAAAAUAAAUGAAGAUUUAUCCAACUCAGUUGUUAUUCCAACUAGUACUUAUAGAUUCAAAAAAUAUUUGAUUCAAUAAUCAAAAAAAUAAGGUUCACUUUUAUCAUUUUAAAUUAAUACAAAUAAAUGUGAAAAUUGUUCAUAAAUCUUAAUAGUAGAUGAUAUUCCAUUUAAUUAAAUUGCUUUCAUUCAAAUGCUAAAUCAUUUCAAAAUAAAGGCUGAAUCUGCUUUUGAUGGAUACUAAGCAGUUGAGAUGGUAAAAUAGAAAUUAAUAAGUCAUUGUAAAUUUUUUAGAUUAAUAUUUAUGGAUAUUGAAAUGCCUGGUUUAAAUGGUUUCAAAACAACCUAAAUUGUAAAACUACGUUUAUAAAUAGAUCUCAUAAAUUCCAGGUGUCUAAUCUAUAAUCGUUAUGUGUUCUGCAUAUGAUACUCUUGAAAAUUAUAAUUUUGCCUAAUAAGUAGGUAUAACUGAAUUCUUAUCAAAACCUGUAAAUAAAAAAGAGUUAGAUAAAAUCUUAAAAAAGUAUUUAUUCAAAAUAUGA